This is a messenger RNA of Lacerta agilis (Sand lizard), 1396 nucleotides long. RefSeq names its product CD40 molecule (gene CD40). Gene Ontology annotation, molecular function: signaling receptor activity; protein binding; antigen binding. Bases 1 to 1329 code for a protein of 442 amino acids. Lineage: Eukaryota; Metazoa; Chordata; Lepidosauria; Squamata; Lacertidae. Gene Ontology annotation, biological process: positive regulation of isotype switching to IgG isotypes; positive regulation of B cell proliferation; positive regulation of angiogenesis. Gene Ontology annotation, cellular component: CD40 receptor complex; external side of plasma membrane. The record is from RefSeq and is a predicted model, not a curated record. The transcript has 14 exons.
AUGGGGCUGCAGGAAGAAGGAUGUGAAAUGAAGAUGCAGCCCAGCUGCAGGCGGAACAGCAGGUGCCUCCGAGUUCUGACAGAGGAGCAUCACCUCUGUCCAGGUGGGGGGGUUGCCAUGGUUCAGGUGCUUAAGGGGUCUGGCUUAAGGGUGGCCCCCCUGCAAGGCCCGGAGCAGCCCGUGGCGUCAGAUGUGCUGGGGUUCCAUAUCCCUUCCCAGGGCUGCUGUAGGAAGAUCAGUUGUUCCUCCUGGGGGGUCAUCCAGAACUGCCUGGAAGCUCGGUUCAAGGGGCUCCGAACCCUGAAGUUCUCCAAGGAGGAGACGGCCAAAGCCAUUAUUCUGCUCCACUCAGCAACCUGGUUCCCACAACUUCUGGACCGGUCUCAAGGGAAGCGCCACACGGAGUGCAUCGCGCCUUAUAAAGGGGGCGCCGCCCGCCGGGCCAGAGCAGAGAUGCGGUCGCGCCUGGUCCCCUGGACGGUGGCGUGGGGCGGCUGCGCCUUCCUGGCGUGCCUGGCGUUGGAUCCGCAGGGCCCGAGCUGCUCUGCCACUGAGUACCAGGAAGGGGGAAGGUGCUGCCGAAAAUGUGGCCCAGGCACCAAGGUGGAGGCGCUCUGCUCUGAGAGCUCUGAGACUCAGUGCGUAGCCUGCGAGGCUCAGCACUUCCAGGCCGGCUGGACCAAGGAGAAGCACUGCGCCCCACAUGCCUAUUGCGACGAGAAUGCCGGUUUCCUUGUGUACACGGAAGGGGAUGCCACACGGAACGUCGUCUGCCGUUGUCGGACCGGCACCCACUGCUCCAGCCCGGAGUGCCUGACCUGCAAGGUGAACCGAGUGUGCCCAGCGGGGGAAGGCGUCCAGCGCGAAGCCAGCCACCUGAACGACACGCUCUGUGUGGCAUGCCCUCCAGGCUCCUUCUCCAACAUCUCUUCUGCCACAGCUCGAUGCCAACCCUGGAGCAGCUGUGAGGACAGAAAGAUGGUGCGGAUGGCAAACGGGACCCACAUUUCGGAUGUGGUUUGCGGUGUCCUGCCGACGCAGCCCCCCCAGGAAGAAGCCAGAAGGACCCACGUGCUGCUGGCGGUUCCCCUGGUGGCCCUCCUUGGGCUGUUGGUGGGGGCCCUCUUCCUCCUCCUCCGCUGUCGGCGUUGCCAGGGUCUCUGCAAGCCUCACCUGAAUCAGCCAGAGGCCCCCUUGGCCCUCAUGAAGCAGGAGCCGGAGGAGGUAGAGGAGCCUGCCUUGCCCAUUCAAGAGACGCUGCUUGGGGGCCAACCUGUGACCCAGGAAGAUGGCAAGGAGAGCCGCCUAGCCCAGCAGGCGCAGACCUGAGCCCCCUGCCUCCGUCGUGUAUGCCCCCCACCGCUGGACUCUGCCCAUGCGGCUUGCUGGCUCUGGU